Molecule: messenger RNA, 1475 nt
Organism: Rhagoletis pomonella (apple maggot)
Lineage: Eukaryota; Metazoa; Arthropoda; Insecta; Diptera; Tephritidae
Gene: Taf12
Product: transcription initiation factor TFIID subunit 12
Exons: 3
Coding region: 773-1354 (193 amino acids)
Biological process (GO): RNA polymerase II preinitiation complex assembly; DNA-templated transcription initiation
Cellular component (GO): transcription factor TFIID complex; SLIK (SAGA-like) complex; SAGA complex
Molecular function (GO): protein heterodimerization activity; DNA binding; TBP-class protein binding
Source: RefSeq, a predicted model, not a curated record
GACCUAGGUGGUCGGGGGUUGCAUUUUUGUCAAUGGCGGUUCAUUCCCUCUCCAAAAAGGUGGGUUAGAGGUGCCACGCCCACUUACCUUUCGCCCACCGCCCCUUUAACGAACGACCAUAAAGGAAAGCCAACCCAAAACGACUUUGGAAAGCAGUUUUUAUUUCUAAAAUAAAACGUUUCGAUUUCGAUUUAUAGCCAUUUCUUAAUACAAACAUGAUCAAACAAUUUGAAAAUGUGAGGUCCCUAUUAAAAAUCAGCCAAUACAAAAAAGGAACAUUCACAAUAAAUGAUAUUUUAGCUUGGGACAUUGUAGUCUGGCAGCAUUUACUUGCUUUUUUUGAUAGCAGAAAACAAAAUUUAGUUUGGGUGAAAAGUUUUGUUUUUUAAUAAUUUGCUCCAAAUUCCAAUCAAGUCGAGAGCUGUUAUAAAUAUAUAAACGGGCGUGCUCUCCACGAGCACAUUUUUUUGAAACUAAGACUCUGGACGAAGUUGAACACCCCUCUACUGAUUUCUUCACUGAACUCUGUAAAUGGACACAAAAUUCUAAAUUACCACCACUCUGGAACGUUGACAUCUCUUUUGCCAAAUACACUUAACUUUACAUUAUUAAUAUAUGCACUCCCGUAUAUAUAUAUUCCCGCACACCACCUAUCCAUAAACUAAAAAAGUCUAGAUCAGCUUUCCCCCAAACUGUCCUGGUUACUGGCCAUUCCCUGUUGUUUUACUGCAAAUCCGACACAUUGGUAACAAAAAAAAAGCAAAAACAUACAAUGUCGGAUAUUUUUACAAAUUUCGAUAGCAACGGCGCUUGCGAGGACUCGCAGGAUAUAAUUAUGGCAUCGCCAUCUCAAAGCAGCCCUUUGACCAACUCGAACUCUAACUCUGUGGGGCUUGGUUCUGCAAGUACUACGGCCGGUGGUAGUAGCGGUGGCGCACAGAAUGCAAGCUCUGCCAGCGCAAGCACUAAUGGAACAGCUAGCAGCAGUGGAAGUGGUGCAGGCAAAUCUGGUGCAGGUGCCGAAAAUCAACCGAUUUUGACCAAACCACGCUUGCUUGAACUGGUGCGUGAGGUCGACGUAACAGCACAACUGGACGAAGAUGUCGAAGAGCUUUUGCUACAAAUUGCUGACGAUUUUGUUGAGGACGCUGUAAAGGCUACUUGUGCAUUUGCCAAACAUCGAAAAGUGUCCAAAGUGGAGGUGCGUGAUGUACAACUACAUUUAGAACGCAAAUGGAAUAUGUGGAUACCUGGGUUUGGAACCGAUGAGUUGCGACCAUAUAAGCGAGCAGCUAUUACGGAGGCACAUAAACAACGAUUAGCACUUAUACGGAAAACAAUUAAGAAGUAUUGAAUAGUUAUAACAAAAUGGGCGUAGUGGUCAACUUCUGAUUCUUCUUUACUAAAUAUACAAAGUUAUGUAGCUUAUAAGAUUUUUUAUAAAACAAUAUAUCAGUGGUAUAGUUUCGACUUAA